Dipodomys ordii (Ord's kangaroo rat) is the source of this 8488-nucleotide messenger RNA. RefSeq names its product insulin-like growth factor 2 receptor (gene Igf2r). The record is from RefSeq and is a predicted model, not a curated record. The transcript has 47 exons. Lineage: Eukaryota; Metazoa; Chordata; Mammalia; Rodentia; Heteromyidae. The coding region runs from base 1 to 7275 and encodes 2424 amino acids. Gene Ontology annotation, biological process: lysosomal transport. Gene Ontology annotation, cellular component: late endosome; plasma membrane; trans-Golgi network. Gene Ontology annotation, molecular function: signaling receptor activity; D-mannose binding; insulin-like growth factor binding.
AUGUCCUCCUGCUCUGUCGUGGUGGCAGCAGCGAGUAUCGAGAUGACACAGGGCUGGGAAGACCUUGGGCCGGCCUGUCCUGCACUGAGGAGCCAAGAGCAGCUGUCUGUGUACGAUGAUUGGAAUGUGAGAGGCCGUAAUGCAGGGCCGCUGGAGUCAGUGCCCAAGUACCCGUCGUCAUCUGCAGACGCCUUGGAGGUGCAGCUUAGGAACAAGCUUUGUUUUCCCUUCCUUUCUAGUUAUCUGUGGGAGGCUGUUGAUACGCAGAACAGCCGGGUGUAUAAAAUCAAGCUCUGUGGAGAUGUGGAGAUUGUCGGAUGUGAGCCAUCAAGUGCUGUUUGUAUGUUCGACUUGAAAACACGCAAGUAUUAUUCAGUCGGAGACUCUUUUUUGAAAAGCACGAGCAGAUCCCUCCUGGAGUUCAACACGACCACAGCCUGCCAGCAUGCAGGCCCGGGGCACCAAGUGCAGAGCACCAUCACCUUCCUGUGUGGAAAGACACUGGGCACUCCUGAAUUUGUAACUGCAACAGAAUGUGUGCAUUACUUUGAGUGGAGGACUACUGCGGCCUGCAAGAAGGACACAUUUAAAGCUAAAAAAGAGGUGCCUUGCUAUGCAUUCGACGCCGAGUUGAAGAAACACGAUUUAAACCCGCUGAUCAAGCUGAGCGGAGGCUACCUGGUGGAUGACUCUGAUCCCGACACUUCCCUGUUCAUCAACGUGUGUAGAGACAUAGACUCCCUCCGGGGCUCGAGCCCACAGCUGCAUGCCUGUCCUACUGGUACUGCUGCCUGCCUGCUGAGAGGAAAUGAGGGGUUUGACGUGGGCCAGCCUAAGGAUGGGCUGAAGCUGGUGAGCAAGGACAGGCUUGUCCUGAGCUAUGCGAGGGAAGGGCCAGGGCAGCUGGACUUCUGUGAUGGCCACAGCCCCGCGGUGACGAUCACGUUUUUGUGCCCUUCUGAGCGGAGGGAGGGUACCAUUCCCAAGCUCACUGCCAAGUCCAAUUGCCGCUACGAGGUUGAGUGGAUCACCGAGUACGCCUGCCACCGAGACUACCUGGAGAGCGGAACCUGCCUCCUGAACAGCGAGCAGCAUGACAUCGCCAUCGACCUCAGACCCCUUGCCCAGCAGACCGGGUACUAUGUUGCGGAUGGAAAAGAAUACACAUUUUACAUGAGUGUGUGUGGAAACACUGACGUCCAGAUCUGCAAUAACAAAGAGGCUGCAGUUUGCCAAGUGAAGAAGACUGAUUCUACUCAAGUCAAAAUAUCAGGAAGACACCAGAACCAGACCCUCCGGUACUCAGAUGGAGACCUCACCUUGAUAUAUUUUGGAGGCGAUGAAUGCAGCUCUGGCUUUCAGCGGAUGAGUGUCAUAAACUUCGAGUGCAAUAAGACUGCAGGUAAUGAAGGGAGAGGAGGACCUGUAUUCACAGGGGAGGUAGACUGCACCUACUUCUUCACAUGGGACACGACGUACGCCUGUGUCAAAGAGAAGGAAGACCUCCUCUGCGGUUCCAGUGACGGGAAGAAGCGCUACGACCUGUCUGUGCUGGCCCGCCACUCAGAAUCAGAGCAGAACUGGGAGGCUGUGGAUGGAAGCCAGACAGAAACAGAAAAGAAGUAUUUUUUCAUUAAUGUCUGUCACCGAGUGCUGCGGGAGGGCAAGGCCAGAAGCUGUCCUGAGGAUGCAGCAGUGUGCGCCGUGGAUAAGACUGGAAGCAAAAACCUGGGAAAAUUUGUCUCUUCUCCUACAAAAGAGAAAGGAAACAUGCGGCUCUCUUAUUCAGAUGGUGAUGAUUGUGCUGAUGGCAAAAAAAUAACAACCAACAUCACGCUUGUGUGCAAGCCAGGUGAUCUAGAAAGUGCUCCAGUGUUGAGGACUUCGGAGGAUAGUGGUUGCUUUUACGAGUUCGAGUGGUACACCGCUGCUGCCUGUGUACGGUCGAAGACAGAAGGCGAGAACUGCACGGUUGUGGAUGCCCAGGCAGGGUUUUCUUUUGAUUUGUCACCUCUCACAAAGAAAAACGGUGCCUACAGAGUUGACACAGAGAAAUACGACUUCUAUAUAAAUGUUUGUGGUGCGGUGUCUGUGGAGUCAUGUCAGGCAGACUCUGGGGCCUGCCAGGUAGCCAAAAGUGAUAGGAAAUCUUGGAACUUGGGGCUGAGCAAUGCGAAGCUUUCGUACUAUGAUGGGAUGAUCCAGUUGAACUACAGGGAUGGCACCCCCUAUAACAACGAAAAGCACACACCGAGAGCCACACUCAUCACUUUCCUUUGUGACCGCGAUGCUGGAGUGGGCUUUCCCGAAUAUCAGGAAGAGGAUAACUCUACCUACAACUUCCGGUGGUAUACCAGUUAUGCCUGCCCGGAGGAGCCCCUGGAGUGUGUGGUGACUGACCCCUCCACUAUGGAGCAAUAUGAUCUCUCCAGUCUCGUGAAGUCUGAAGGUAGCCAUGGAGGGAACUGGUAUGCCAUGGACAACGCCCGGGAACAUGUCACAUGGAGGAAGUAUUACAUCAACGUGUGUCGGCCCCUCAAUCCUGUCCGGGGCUGUGACCGAUAUGCGUCGGCUUGCCAGAUAAAGUACGAAAACGAUCAGGCUUGUUCUAUAAGGGACCCCAACAGUGGAUUCGUGUUUAAUCUUAACCCACUCAACAGUUCCCAAGGAUAUGUGGUCUCGGGCAUUGGGAAGACCUUUGUGUUCAACAUCUGCGGCACGGUGCCUGCCUGCGGGACCGUUGGUGGAAAGCCAGCCUUUGGCUGUGAGGCUGAAACCCAGACAGAAGACCUGAAGAACCUGAAGCCAGACAGGCCAGUUGGGUUUGAGAAAAGUCUCCAGCUGUCCACUGAGGGCUUCCUAACUCUCACCUACAAAGGCUCUUCCCCCAAUGACAGAGGCACUGCUUUCAUCAUUCGCUUCAUUUGCAAUGACGACAAAUACCCGGGAACCGCCAAAUUCCUGCACCAGGACAUUGACUCUGCCCGCGGCAUCCGGAACACCUACUUUGAGUUUGAAACUGCCUUGGCCUGUGUUCCUUCGCUAGUGGAUUGCCAAGUCACCGACCAAGCUGGAAAUGAGUAUGACCUGAGUGCCUUAAGCACAGUCCGGAAGCCGUGGACUGCUGUGGACACAUCGGCCGAUGGGAAGAAGCGCACUUUCUACCUGAGCGUCUGCAACCCUCUCCCUUACAUUCCUGGCUGCCGUGGCAGUGCAGUGGGGUCUUGCUUAGUGUCAGAAGACAACAGCUGGAACCUGGGUGUCGUGCAGAUCAGUCCACAGGUUGCCGCCAACGGGUCAUUGAGUAUCCUGUACGUCAAUGGUGACAAGUGUGGGAACCAGCGCUAUUCCACCAGGAUCAUAUUUGAAUGUGCUCAGACGUGGGGAUCACCCACAUUCCAGCUCCUGGAUGACUGCGAGUACGUGUUUGUCUGGAGAACGGUGGAGGCCUGUCCUGUGGUCAGAGAGGAAGGAGACGAUUGUCAGGUGCAGGACCCCAGGCAUGGGAAUCUGUAUAACCUGAAGCCUCUGGGGCUCCGCGACACGAUCGUGAGCGCCGGCGAGUAUACCUACUACUUCCGGGUCUGCGGGAAGCUGACCUCCAGCGUCUGCACUACCCACGACAGGGCCAAGGUGGUCUCCUCCUGCCAGGAAAAGCAGGGACAACAGGGCUUCCAGAAAGUGGCAGGUCUCUUCACUCAGAAGCUGACUUACGAAAACGGACUGUUGAAAAUGAACUUCACUGGCGGGGACACGUGCCACCAGGUGUAUCAGCGCUCCACCACCAUCUUCUUCUACUGUGACCGGACGACACAGAAGCCGGUGUUUCUGAAGGAGACGUCAGACUGCUCCUACUUGUUUGAGUGGCGGACGCAGUACGCCUGCCCGCCCUUCAACGUGACCGAGUGCUCCUUCAAGGAUGCGGCCGGCAACUCCUUCGAUCUCUCCCCGCUGUCGAGGUACAGUGACAACUGGGAGGCGGUGGUGCGGACCGGGGCCACCGAGCACUACCUCAUCAACGUGUGCAAGUCGCUGGCGCCGCAGGCCGCGGGCUCUGAACCGUGCCCUCCGGAGGCGGCCGUGUGUCUGCUGGACGGCUCCACGCCUGUGAACCUCGGCAGGGUGGCGGACGGCCCUCAGCAGCGCGAUGGGCUCACCAUUCUGAAGUACACGGAUGGCGACUUGUGUCCAGACAAGAUCCGGAGAAAGUCAACCACUAUCCGGUUCACCUGCAGUGAGAGCCAAGUGAACUCCAGGCCGCUGUUUGUCAGCGCUGUGCAGGACUGCGAGUACACCUUCUCCUGGCCCACGGCCGUGGCCUGUCCUGUGAAGAGCAAUGUGCACGGCGACUGCCAGGUCACCAAUCCCAGCACAGGACACCUGUUUGACCUGAGUUCCUUAAGUGGCAGAGCUGGCUUCACAGCCGCGUACAGCGAGAAGGGGCUCGUCUACAUGAGCAUCUGUGGGGACAAUGAGAACUGUGCUCCGGGCGUGGGAGCCUGCUUUGGACAGACCAGGAUCAGUGUGGGCAAGGCCAGCACGAGGCUGAGCUAUGUGGACCAGGUCUUACAGCUGGUGUAUGAGGAUGGGUCUCCGUGCCCCUCUAAAUCUGGCCUGAGCUAUAAGAGUGUCAUCAGCUUCGUGUGCAGGCCUGAGGCCGGGCCCACCAACAGGCCCAUGCUCAUCUCACUGGACAAGCAGACGUGCACACUCUUCUUUUCCUGGCACACGCCCUUGGCCUGCGAGCAAGCCAUCGAAUGUUCCGUGAGGAAUGGAAGCUCUAUUAUUGACCUGUCCCCUCUCAUCCACCGCACGGGUGGUUACGAAGCCUAUGAUGAGAGUGAGGAUGGUGACUCCGACACCAACCCUGACUUCUACAUCAACAUCUGCCAGCCGCUGAACCCCAUGCACGGAGUGCCCUGCCCUGCCGGCUCCGCCGUGUGCAAAGUUCCCGUCAGCGGGCCGCCUCUGGACAUUGGCCGGGUGACAGGCCCUCCGAUACUCAACCCGGUAGCGAAUGAGAUCUACCUGAACUUUGAAAGCAGUACUCCUUGCUUAGCUGACAAGCAUUUCAACUACACCUCACUCAUCGCGUUUCACUGCAAGAGAGGCAUCAGCAUGGGAACUCCUAAGCUGAUAAGGACCAGUGAGUGUGACUUUGUGUUUGAAUGGGAGACUCCGAUCGUCUGUCCGGAUGAAGUCAAGAUGGACGGCUGCUCCCUCACGGAUGAGCAGCUGCUCUACAGCUUCAACUUGUCAAGCCUUUCCAAGAGCACGUUCAAGGUGACCCGAGACUCCCGCACAUACAGCGUGGGGGUGUGCGCCGCAGCCGCUGGCCCCGAACAAGGAGGCUGCAAGGAUGGUGGAGUGUGUCUACUGUCUGGGAGCAAGGGCGCGUCCUUUGGACGGCUGGCGUCGAUGCAGCUGGAUUACAGGCACCAGGACGAAGCUGUCAUUCUGAGCUAUGUGAAUGGUGAUGCUUGCCCUCCAGAAACGGACGAAGGUGAGCCCUGCGUCUUCCCCUUCAUAUUCAACAAGAAGAGCUACGAGGAGUGUGUCCUGGAGAGUCGGGCGAAGCUCUGGUGCAGCACGACUGCAAACUACGACCGGGACCUGGAGUGGGGCUUCUGCAGGCCCACCAACAGCCACCGGACGUCCGCCAUCAUAUUCAAAUGUGAUGAGAACGAGGACGUUGGGAGGCCCCAGGUGUUGAGUGAAGUCCGCGGAUGUGAGGUGACAUUCGAAUGGAGGACGAAGGUGGUCUGUCCCCCGAAGAAGAUGGAGUGCAAGUUCGUCCACCAGCACAAAACCUAUGACUUGCGGCUGCUCUCCUCGCUCACGGGGUCCUGGUACUUCGUUCACGAAGGAGCCUCGUACUUCAUCAAUCUGUGCCAGAAAGUUUACAAAGGGCCCCUGGGCUGCUCCGAGAGAGCCAGCAUUUGCAAGAAGAGCGCCUCUGGCCAAGUCCAGGUCCUGGGACUGGUGCACACACAAAAACUGGACGUUGUGGAUGACAAAGUCGUCGUUACCUAUUCCAAAGGCUAUGCGUGCGGUGAGAACAAGACUGCGUCCUCUGUCAUAGAGCUGACCUGUGCCAAGACGGUGGGCAGGCCUGCGUUCAAGAGAUUUGACAUCGACAGCUGCACCUACUACUUCCGCUGGGACUCGCGGGCCGCCUGCGCCGUGCGGCCUCAGGAGGUGCACAUGGUGAACGGGACCCUCACCAACCCUGUGAACGGCAAGAGCUUCAGCCUCGGGGACAUCUAUUUUAAGCUGUUCAGUGCCUCUGGUGACAUGAGAACCAAUGGCGACAACUACCUGUACGAAAUCCAGCUGUCCUCCAUCACCAGCUCCACGAACCCCGCGUGCUCCGGAGCCAACAUCUGCCAAGUGAAGCCCAGUGACCAGCACUUCAGCAGGAAAGUGGGCAUGGCCGACAGGACGAAGUACUACGUGCAAGAUGGCGACCUGGACGUCGUGUUUGCCUCUUCCUCCAAGUGUGGGAAAGAUAAGACCAAGUCUGUGUCUUCCACCAUCUUCUUCCACUGCGACCCUCUGGUGAAGGACGGCAUCCCCGAGUUCAGCCACGAGACCGCUGACUGCCAGUACCUCUUCUCCUGGUACACUGCAGCUGUGUGUCCUCUCGGGGUGGGCUUUGACAGCGAGAGUGCUGGACUGGACAGGCCGGAGUACAAGGGGCUCUCAGAGCGGAGCCAGGCCGUGGGAGCCAUCCUCAGCCUGCUCCUGGCGGCCCUGACGGGCUGCCUGCUGGCCCUGCUGCUUCACAAGAAGGAAAGACGGGAAACGGUGAUAAAUAAGCUGACGAACUGCUGCCGAAGAAGCUCUAGCGUGUCCUACAAAUAUUCAAAGGUGAACAAGGAAGAGGAGACGGAUGAGAACGAGACGGAGUGGCUGAUGGAGGAGAUCCAGCUGCCGGCUCCCGGGCUGGGGAGGGAAGGGCAGGAGAACGGGCACAUUACCACCAAGUCUGUGAAGGCCGAGGCGCUCACGUCCCUGCACGGGGACGACCAGGACAGCGAGGACGAGGUCCUGACCAUCCCAGAGGUGAAAGUUCACUCGGGCAGAGAAAGCUCCCAGCCCAGGAGAAACCCACCAUGCAAGGCCCUGCGGGAAAGGGAGGACGAUCGGGUGGGGCUGGUCCACAGCGAGAGGGCCAGGAAAGGGAAGCCCAGGCCCGGACAGCAGAAGACGGCGGGCUCGUCCAAGCUGGUCUCCUUCCAUGAUGACAGCGACGAGGAUCUCCUACACAUCUAACCCGGUGCCUACAGGAGAGCGCGGGCCGGGCGGCAGCCAAGCACCUCCAGCCAAAUAAGACUUCAGCUCCAUGAUGCUUCUAGAAUUUUGCCUUUAACAAAAACUGCUUCAAAAGGGAAGAGUUUUUGUGCGCGGGGGUGGGGGGUGGAGGCGAGCAGGCGCCGCUCCUUCGAGAUUGUUUACAUCGUUGGAACGCGGCCUGCUCUGAUUGGCCAAAGGGCGGUGCCUCGUGCCCAGGGUUUGCCCGAGUCCUCGUCUACAACCUCGCUGCUGCGCACUCGUGACAGUGCCAGGCCCGUGCAUCUCAGAACAGAGGGCUGUGUUUGAAAAACCCUUGCUGCUUUAGACCCUCUAGGGUGUUUGACCAUUUAUAUGUUAGCAUUUUAAGUCUCUCCCCCUAUUUAUUGACUUUGACAAUUACUCAGGUUUGCGAAGAAAAAAAAACCCGCCAGUUUGUGGUGGCAGAGGCACAGCGCCGGGGCCGGGGAGGGGGCUGCCUGCGUGCCGGCCGGGGCCGGGGCUCGUGGGACUGGAGCUGGUCCAGGUUGGCAAACUGCUUAACGUUUCCAGGCCAGGCGGGCUUGUCUGCUCCCGGCCUCCGGCAGGGAGAACCGGCUUCGGUUGUCUCUCUGCUGGCACCUGCAGUCCAGGCGGCCGCAUUGCCUUUCUCCGGCUGGGGAAUUCGAACAGCCCACCCAAAGAUGAGAUUCCUUGGUGCGUGGGAGUGGAAUUGGGUGUCAGAGGAAAUGACUGCUUUCUAGGUUUGGGCUGUAGGUCUGGUUGGUUCAGGUUCUCAUCAUACCACCUUUACUGUGCUUAUUUUUUUAAGAAAAAAAAAAAAAAACAGUGUUUAUCAACCAUUUGACCUAUAAGAAGCCUUAAUUUGCACAGUGUGCGACUUACAGAGAUUGUAAGAUGCAGGGUGGGGGACGGAGGGCAGGCCCGGCUUCUUCCACUGGCUGUGCGCUCCCUUCUCCAAGUGUUCAGUGAGUGACUGUCGUCGCGUUGUAGAAUUGUACAUAGGCGCAGUGGUAUUCCCGUACUGAAAAGCAAACUCCCGGCAGAGUUCUUUGGUUUGUGCCUGAUUUGGCUGGCUUAUUUGAUUUCCACAUAAGUGUAUUUUUUAAAAUUGAUUUUUUCUCUUCAUUUUUUUCCAAUCAACUUUACUGUAAUAUAAAGUAUUCGACAAUUUCAAUAAAAGAUAAAUUAUUAA